Messenger RNA from Strongylocentrotus purpuratus (purple sea urchin), 3995 nucleotides. Its product is annotated as cubilin. Lineage: Eukaryota; Metazoa; Echinodermata; Echinoidea; Camarodonta; Strongylocentrotidae. Bases 805 to 2970 code for a protein of 721 amino acids. Gene Ontology annotation, molecular function: serine-type endopeptidase activity. The transcript is spliced from 11 exons. The record is from RefSeq and is a predicted model, not a curated record.
CGCAAUAUCUUGAUUGAGUUCUUACAUCUGGUAUGGGGCACCGACAAUUAUUUAUUUAGACUAUUUAUUUAUUAUUUAUUUUGUAUCUAUUUUAACUUUGUUAUCAGUGAGUCAGUUUGGUGAGGUUCAUGGUGAAGUAUAGUUUGAUACUUCCAGACUUAAAACCAUCAACUUGAGACCAGAAAGACGAAAUCAAAAUUUGGAGCAUCCCCAUCCUUCUCGCAAGUUCUCCAAGCACCAAGUGAUGUUCCAACUAACUCUCCUAAGUCAUCCUACCAUUCCAAUACCAGUCUCACUCACGGCUGUUUGAAGGCAAGACCCACUCUGGGCGAAAUAGCACAUUCGCUGGUGAUUGACGUUUAAACUGGGAUCGUAGAACAAAAGGUUAUGACAUAAGAACGACUGGCGCAGACGGACAUAUCGUGACGAGUGGGAAAAAAAAUAUACCACUCUCUACAAAACAUCACUGGUUUUGUUCGACGUAAAGGGAUAGCGAGUAUUUUCACUCAUCGUUUUCUCAUGGUAGUUCCCAAUACGUCAAGGGCGUUGCGUAGAAAGGGGAAGGGAAUAUAAUUUGUGUUUCAUGGGCGUUGGGGCAUUGAUCGGUUACGUAAGCAGGACAGAACUGUCGGUGUGAGUGUGAGGACCGUUUGCGUUUCCGAGUCAUCGCAUAUCUUCAUCUUCAUCAUCGACUCAUCGUCAAUAUUAACGACGAGUGGAGGAAAUCGCGGCAUUUUGCCGAUUUAAUUUCAAAUAUUUUACUCUGAAGGUGUAGGUCGGACGACCGCUAGUUGCGCCACCGGCAUGCUGGGUCUUCGGGUGAUGAGCGCUGUUUGGUUGUUUUUAUUAGUUUGUUUAUUCCACGUGGCCUGGACUCGACCACAUGCAGACGAAGAGGAAGAGCUAGAGGGUGGCGAAGGAGGAAGACAUAAGAGAAACUCGGACGUCAGUUAUGGCUGGAAACACACGGAGUACCUCAUAGCCAGCGUCAGACAACGACUAAAUAACAAUGAUCUAUACUUUUGUAAUAACGAUCCAUUCCUUGGAGUUCGUUGUCCAGAGGAACAGCAUUGCGUUGAUUGGCAUGAAAUAUGUGAUGGCCAUCAGACUUGUGGGCUAGAGGUUCGAGAGGCCUGUAUAAACAGUACUAUCGACUCGUAUGGAAGGACGGACGAUCGGUUCUGUGUCGGCGAUGAAGAUGCCAAAUGGUGCGAUUGGAAAAAAAUGGCGCCUCAUCGUUGCGGAGAGGAUUUUGUCUUUGACUUGUCGAAGAAACGCAAGCAGUACCGGAUCCGUCACCCGGGGUUUCCCAGCGCGUACCUGACCGACCGGUACUGUUUUUGGACAGUCAGUACCGUCCCGGGGCAUUUCCUCUACGUCGAGUUCAAGAAAUUCAGGACCGAGACAAACUACGACUACUUGUCCCUCGGCCAAGGUCUUCUCCGGGAUAGUGAUCGCAACACGCUCAUCUUCAAGCACAGUGGCGUUGACAAGCCUACACUUUUCAAGACGAACCUCAGACUCCCCAAUGCGCACCAGCUUUGGGUUACCUUCAGAUCGGACGAUUGGGAUACAGAUGAAGGUUUCAUCAUCGAAGUCAGCGACAGUUCUAGGGAAAUAAACGUUCCUGCGGCAGAUAUUAUGAUCGGCUCGAACCCAUUUCAAACGCGACCAAAAAAUGAAACAAGCCGAGUAGUUAUUCCUGUCGGUGGCAAAACCAUUGUGAAAUCACCAAACUAUCCCAAAUUCUACCGUAAUCACGUCACCACCAAUUGGAUUAUAUCGGCAAGGAGAGGACGCCGCAUAGAAGUAUGGUUUGACAACUUUGACGUGGAGGACGACGAAGAUUUCGUUAGCAUGGGCAAUGGACCCCUAUUACGUGUAUAUCCGAUAUUUUACCGGAAAACGGGUAAAAUUACCAACACCAAUAGCCUACGUUUCGUUUCGACCGCCUCCGAUGUAUGGCUUUCAUUCGAGACCAGUCUCGCCAUUGCCCGUAAGGGUUUCCGGGCCUACUUCAGGGAGAUACCUAUCACGGACUGCGGGGGAACACUCUUAGUGCCGGACAACGGGUCGAUCGCGGUGGCGAACAAGAACUACCCGGAACGCUACUACCCAAGCAACCUGGACUGCACGUGGUCCAUCAAGAACGAAGAAGGUCGUCGCAUGUGGAUCAGCUUUCAUGACUUCUCAACCGAGUGGCGCAAAGAUUUCCUCAGCAUGGGUAACGGCGCACCGCAGGAUCGCAACCGUACCUCUGCUAUUAUUACCAUGCACAGCGGAACUCACAUGCCGGAUCCCUACGAAUUCACAAGUUCAGGAGAUGAGGUUAUUAUCGCUCUCGUUGAGGUGUGGAUGACUUUUACGUCGAGUCGUUACAACAAUCAUGGUGGAUUCGUGGUGGAUAUCUUUGAUGAAAUGCUACACCCACCACCGGUCACAACUGCCCCUCCAACUACCCAACCACCCCCUACCACAGAGCCACCACCGACCAUUCGUGGAGAGGUACGACCUACUAGACGUCCAAAGCCUACCCGCCGUCCUAAACCACGUCCUGCCCCCGUGAUUUUGCCAGGCUUCGAGCCCGCGCCGACUAACGACGACUACGUGCCGUUCACCUGGCCACCAACGACAACCACUAGAAGGCCUACGACUACGCGACGAACUACCAGACGUACCACCCGACGUACCACCACGACAAGGAGACCAACGACUACACGACGGACAACGACUACCCGACGACCCACGACCACUACCCGUCGCCCAACUACCACAAGGCGAACAACGACAACCCGUCGCACCACCACAACCAAACGCCCCACUACCACAACCAGAGCACCCACCACCACCAAAACAACAACCACAAGCAGACCAGCUAUUAUCAACCCGUGGGAGAUCCCUAGCGACUCCUCCUCGUCCUCGUCAGUCUCCUUCUUCUCCAGCAUCGACUCUACCCAAAGCCAGUUUUAGUGAGCGGUUUGAGACGGUUUGGACCAGUUCCGGCUGCCGUAAAGUGCUUCAAGCAUACUCUCAAUGUCUUAUAAUCAAUUUUCAGUCAAUUAUUAAAAGUGACUUCUGUUUCUUUUAUAAUAUUUUCUUCUUUUCACAUACAUGUAGUUACAUUUUAAUCUAGACAAAAACCCAUGACAUACGUUUUAUAGAACAGUUAAUGUAUUAGCCAUUUACGACACUCUGGCAAGUCAUCGUUUGAUAGUAAAUCGAGACACAACCAACUAACGAUCGUUUUUAGUUCUAACUUACUUUUUAUAUGUUCUUUCUGUAAAUAGUGUUUCGUGCAUCACGAAUUUUAUAUUAAUGUUUUAGCUUAGAUUUCGUUAUAAUCCAUUGUGACCUCCCAUAUUAUGCAGAACUUCAUAUUCACCAUUUAUUUUGAAUUGCAUCAAAAGGAUUCUAGAAUGCUUUGCAUUGGUAAAUAUCAUGUGUAAAUGUUUAUUUGCCUCAUGCAAAAGAAAAAUAAACAUUUUACCCACUCGAAAAUUGUCAUUAAUAAUCAUUUGCAACUAAAUAGGAACAAAUUACUGUAUUGUAGUAAUUUUGCUUGUUUCAUUUACACCAAAUUUCUUUUCCUCAACUGAUAAUGUAACAUAACAAAUAUCAUGCCUAAUUCGGACAUUGUAUCAUGGUAUUUGGUCAGUGACAUGAACAUUGAUGGGUCGAGAUUAAUAAACCUACUAUUAGGGGAAACAAAAUCAUUUCAUGAAGAAUACAAUAAGUAUACAUUCGUUAAUUGAUGGAUGCAACCAGUUGUAUAUUAUUCAAACAGCAGUAAUAUAAAUCACAACAGUAAUUGCGAGUCUUCUGAUACGUGUAUAUUUUACCUAGUUUUGUAUAAUACAUCAUCAAGUAGCUAUUCGAUAUGUUGUAUUAGUUGCAUUCAUGAAAAGUAUUGCCAAAUAACAGCUUUCAUCUUUGUUCUUAUUCUUUUAUUCUGUUCAUGUUUUGGUAAAUAAAAGCCACUCGACUGACUAUACAAA